Messenger RNA from Chanos chanos (milkfish), 3881 nucleotides. RefSeq names its product bromodomain containing 1b (gene brd1b). The coding region runs from base 278 to 3778 and encodes 1166 amino acids. The record is from RefSeq and is a predicted model, not a curated record. The transcript is spliced from 13 exons. Gene Ontology annotation, molecular function: protein binding. Gene Ontology annotation, biological process: regulation of transcription by RNA polymerase II. NCBI's taxonomy places the organism in Eukaryota, Metazoa, Chordata, Actinopteri, Gonorynchiformes, Chanidae.
UGAGCCCCUAACAACAACUAGCUAACGGUCAAAACAUACCCAUUGUGAUUUACAAACGGUUAUAUUAAUGACGGAUUUGAUGCGCCUUUUGAAACUUAUCUCUGGAUUCCAGACCGUUGUGGUGGAUCCCUUACUGCACCCUUCAAAUUUACGGUUAAGAGCCGGAGCGGCGCCCGGUGGACGAUAGCUAUCCCACAGGCCACAUCGCCAUUGCUCGGAGCUCGGUGCUGGUGCUUAAAGAGCAAGAAGUUCUAACACUACGAAGACCGAGGGUUUUAUGAUGAAGAGGAAAGGUCGCCACAAUCGUGUGGUGCCAACACAGAGGCCACAAUCCCCAAUUAAACCCUCACGGAACCGUGAGACGUUGACAUACGCUGAAGCCCAGCGCAUUGUGGAGACAGAGAUUGAUGGGCGUGUGCACCGGAUCAGCAUCUAUGACAAACUGGAGAUUAUUGACAGCGAAGACCCAGUCGCACAGGAAAUCAAUGAGUGUAACAGCAACAAAGAGAACUCUGAAAAGCCACAGCAGGUUUUGCUACGCUCUGUACGCCUCAAAAAUAACCAGCAGAAGAAAAAUGCUGGCCUCAGUGCCACGCCUGUGCAGGAAAGGACCACGUUGCCAGAGCCCAAAAUCCGCACUGUAGAGUACAACCUGCCUGUGGUGCCUCGAAGACCCCCUGCGUACUACACUUAUGUGGAAAAGACGUCAGAUGAGCUGGAUGAGGAAGUGGAGUAUGACAUGGAUGAGGAAGACUAUGCAUGGCUGGAAUUGGUCAAUGAGAAGAGGAAGAGCGAGGGCUGCAGCCAGGUGUCUCAGAACGUGUUUGAGUUUCUCAUGGAUCGUUUUGAGAAGGAAUCGUUCUUCGAGAGCCAAGGUCGAGGGGACCCGCAGUCGCUCAUUGAUGAGGACGCGGUGUGCUGUAUAUGCAUGGAUGGAGAGUGUCAGAACAGCAAUGCCAUCCUCUUCUGUGAUAAAUGCAACAUGGCUGUGCAUCAGGAGUGCUAUGGCGUACCCUACAUUCCCGAGGGCCAGUGGCUAUGCCGCCAUUGCCUGCAGUCACCAUCGCAGCCUGCUGAGUGCGUCUUCUGCCCAAACAGGGGAGGCGCUCUUAAAAAGACUGAUGAUGAUCGUUGGGGCCACGUGGUAUGUGCCAUCUGGGUGCCCGAGGUUGGGUUUACCAAUACAGUCUUCAUUGAGCCCAUAGAUGGGGUGGCAAACAUCCCACCAGCCCGCUGGAAACUCACAUGCUACCUCUGUAAGGAGAAAGGAGUCGGCGCUUGCAUCCAGUGCCACAAGGCCAACUGCUACACUGCUUUCCACGUGAGCUGUGCGCAGAAAGCUGGCCUUUACAUGAGGAUGGAGCCGGUCAAAGAGCUGACGGAGACAGGCACCACAUCCUUCUCUGUGAAGAAGACGGCCUACUGUGGAGCGCACACACCCAACGGAUGCAUCAGGAGACCACUCACCAUCUACGAUGAACCCAAACCCAAAAAUGGACUGAUUCAAAAGGAGGAAGCUAAAUCUGGGAAGACAAAAGCGAAAGGGUGUCAGAAAAAGAGGAAGAGUAAAAAAACAGAGUUGGAGUCAGCCCCAACGGUUCCGUCAGUGUCUGUGCCCAGGUUAUCACCUAAAAGCUUUGACACAAUUUUGAAUCAGGUGUCUGUGCAGAAGAAGAAAAUGUUUGUUGAGCGGGUCCUGAGUUACUGGGUGCUCAAAAGGCAGUCAAGGAAUGGUGCUCCUCUCAUUAGACGGCUGCAGACUACUAUACAAAUUCAGAAAUCUCCACAGCAGGAUCAGAGUGAAGAGGAUAGUAAGACUCUGAAGGAGCAGCUGAAGGAGUGGCACCGACUGCGCCAUGACCUGGAGAGAGCUCGGCUGCUGCUAGAGCUCAUUCGCAAAAGAGAAAAGCUGAAGAGAGAACAGAUGAAGCUUCAGCAGUCUGUCCUAGAAAUGCAGCUCACUCCAUUUAACAUUCUGCUGAGAGCGGUUCUGGACAAGCUUCAAGAGAAGGACCAGGCCAGGGUGUUUGCCCAGCCCGUUAGCAUCAAAGAGGUUCCGGAUUAUCUGGAUCACAUCAAGCACCCGAUGGACUUCUCUACCAUGAGAAAACGAAUUGAUGCCCAUGGUUACAGGAACCUGGAUGAGUUUGAGGAUGACUUCAACCUCAUCGUUGCUAACUGUAUGAAGUACAAUGCCAAGGAUACCUUCUUUUACCGGGCCGCAGUACGUCUGAGGGACCACGGCGGAGCUGUGCUCAGGAAAACUCGUCGCGAUGCCGAGCGGAUUGGCUUUGACUUCCCCAGUGGGAUGCACCUUCCAGAGCCGCCCAAGAUGGAGGCCCCUUCGCCUUUGUCCUGGGAUGAUGUGGACCAAUUGUUGAACCCAUCAUAUCGGGAACAUAUGACCCUGGAGGAGCAGCUGAAAGCGCUUCUGGAGAAACUGGACCUGACCAGCGCCACAAAGUCCUGUCCAGCGCGCAGCAAACGCCUCAAACUGCUGAAGAAGACCAUCUGUGACGUACGCAGUGAGAUGAGCUUGAGGAAGAUUGAUCGUGCAUCUGCAGAGCAGAGUAAAACCAGUGAGGAAGAGGAAGAGAAGCCACUCCCUCCUGAGCAAGCCCCAGAGGAUGAAGGGGACAAGUCAUUGCCACCUAAACUGGAGCCAUCAGAUUCUGCACCCCUGCUGAACUCAGACAGUCACAGCUCCUCAGCUCCCCCGACACUGAACCAGAUGGAGUCCUGUCUGGAGGAGAACCUGAAACAGAUGAAGGGAGAUGAGGAGAACCACACUACCUCAGUGCUGAAUGUUCAGACCCCCGACCCCGCCCUCUCUGAGAACAACAUCAGCACGAUUGUUUCCUCCCCAGCUGCCGACCCACCCGGCACGGUCAGCAGACGCACAGCUGUCCUCUUCCGCAAGUCGAAGAGUGUUAGCCCACAGAAAGCCCCUAUAGCGGAAGAGGGCAUACUGGGAUGCCCACAGCUGGGUACCAAAACUUUCCUCUCAGUGGUCAUACCCAGACUAGAGACACUCCUACAGCCCCGCAAGAGGACGCACAGCGACAGUCAAGACAUGGAAGAGGAAUGUCCCAUCAAACGCCUUGACACUGGGAUGUGUAAUGGCUUUGCAGUGGAGCAGGAGAGAAAAGUGGAGCCUCGCCGCCGCUGUGCCUCAGAGUCCAGCAUCUCCUCCAGUGGCAGUGCACCAGGACACACCUUCAGUGGCUCUAAAUGUGGAAAAGGAAAACCGACUGCAGCACGGCGGAAUACCACAGAUGACAAAAACCAGCUCAUCGCUUGCAUUGAAACAGGGAACAUCACCAAAGCCUCCAAGAUUGCAGCAGAAGUUUGCAAGAACAAUAUUUGGAUGCCCACUGUUCUGGAACCACUUAAACUAGUUUGGGCAAAAUGUAGCGGCUACCCUUCCUACCCUGCCCUGAUAAUAGAUCCACAGAUGUCGCGGCUGGGUUGUCGUCUCAGCGGCGUGUUCAUCCCUCCUCCACCGUGGCCCGUUCUCAGGGUCGGAGAGCAGAUGCAGUUCAACUCAGAGGAGAAACUCUUCCUCGUCCGCUUCUUCGACAACAAACGCAACUGGCAAUGGCUUCCUAAAUCUAAGAUGGUUCCUCUUGGCGUUGACGAGACCAUAGACAAGAUCAAACUGUUAGAGGGCCGUUCGUCGAGUGUCCGUAAAGCUGUACAGACUGCAUAUGACUGCGCUAAGACCCAUCUGAGUCAGGCGCAGCAUUUACCUGCAACUAGUCUGAGCUUUGAGGGUUAAAUCUCUCUUUUUUACCCUCUGCACCACUUUCUCCUGGCAUCUCACUGGAGGCCAUGACCUUUCAUGUUUACAGGGUGCAUGCAUCAGAGCGCUCUCUGUCUCU